Molecule: messenger RNA, 1152 nt
Organism: Xyrauchen texanus (razorback sucker)
Lineage: Eukaryota; Metazoa; Chordata; Actinopteri; Cypriniformes; Catostomidae
Product: transcription factor HES-7-like
Exons: 5
Coding region: 1-1152 (383 amino acids)
Biological process (GO): regulation of transcription by RNA polymerase II; regulation of neurogenesis; anterior/posterior pattern specification
Cellular component (GO): nucleus
Molecular function (GO): RNA polymerase II cis-regulatory region sequence-specific DNA binding; DNA-binding transcription factor activity, RNA polymerase II-specific; protein dimerization activity
Source: RefSeq, a predicted model, not a curated record
AUGGGGCUCGACAGGGAGAGUAAAUCCAUCCAUCCAUCUUCUAUGCAGGGUCGCAUGAAGUCCUGGAGCCUAUCCUGUCUCGGGCAGAAGGCAGGGAAUCACCCUGGAGAGGUGGCCAGUCCAUCAAAGGGCAGGGAGAAUAGGCGCCAGAUUACUCCAAAAAUGGCAAGUCGUCGAGUAACUAAACGAAUCUUGAAACCGGUUAUAGAGAAGAAACGGAGAGAUCGGAUUAACCAGCGUUUAGAAGAGCUGCGAACGCUUCUCAUGGAUAACACUCUCGAUACGCGACUACAAAAUCCUAAAAUGGAGAAGGCUGAAAUUCUGGAAUUAACUGUUGAAUACAUCAAGAAAAAAGCGAAAGGUGCGAGGGAAAAUUCUAACAGGUCCUCAGGCCCACAUAAUGCUAACCCUCCUACUCUGCUCUCUGGGAUAUCCCGUGUACCAUUUGCUUCAGUCCACGAGCCCGUCAAUGCACAGAUACCCUCAAAUCCAAUCUACAAAGCUGGUUUUGAGGAGUGCGUCUCUCGCCUGGCCAGCUUCAUUGACUGCGUAGAGCCUUCUCAGAAAGACAGCUUCGUUCAGGGGCUGUGCCACCACCUUGACUCUUACAGCAGUGCUCUUCCUCAGGCCAGGAUCUUUGGUAAGGCCGCCCGCCAUCCUUGGAUCCCAAGUGCAGAGUUGAUGUGCAGGACGGACUUACCUGCAAUUGGACCCUCAAGAGCGAACAACGAGUCUUUUUCCUACACCAACAGUUUGUAUCCCAGUUCUUUCAUGCUUCACCACCCUCAUCCCAAAGGACUGCCCAUGACACACCCCUACCUCUCUCCACCAUACUCCAUCUCUCCUCCACCCUCUCCUUGUUACUCAAGCAGCUCUCCCCACUUCUCCAGCUCUCCCACAUACCUCUCUGUACCCUGCCACUUCCCUUUCCCACCUACCAUCUCCCCACACUCCUCUGACUCUUCAUCGUCAUCAGGUUCUCUUAGCAUCUCACCUCCUGCAGCGCCAGUAGUCUCAGGACCCCAUCUUCAGGCCUCCAUGGGCUCCCCAACACCAGAGCGAACCAAUGGUUCAGUGCCCCCCUGCCAACCCCGGACUCUUAGACGAGCUCUUUUCCACAACCAGACACCGUCUGUCUGGAGGCCCUGGUGA